Molecule: messenger RNA, 318 nt
Organism: Polychytrium aggregatum
Lineage: Eukaryota; Fungi; Chytridiomycota; Chytridiomycetes; Polychytriales
Exons: 1
Coding region: 1-318 (105 amino acids)
Source: RefSeq, a predicted model, not a curated record
AUGGAGAUGGAGAUGGAGAUGGAGAUGGAGAUGGAGAUGGAGAUGGAGAUGGAGAUGGAGAUGGAGAUGGAGAUGGAGAUGGAGAUGGAGAUGGAGAUGGAGAUGGAGAUGGAGAUGGAGAUGGAGAUGGAGAUGGAGAUGGAGAUGGAGAUGGAGAUGGAGAUGGAGAUGGAGAUGGAGAUGGAGAUGGAGAUGGAGAUGGAGAUGGAGAUGGAGAUGGAGAUGGAGAUGGAGAUGGAGAUGGAGAUGGAGAUGGAGAUGGAGAUGGAGAUGGAGAUGGAGAUGGAGAUGGAGAUGGAGAUGGAGAUGGAGGCGUAG